AUGGCUGGCGCAGCAUACAAAAAACGGUCGCGCGACGAUGCGUCAAAACCCAAGGCCGCACCGCCACUCAAGAAGCAGAAGCAGCAGAAGCAACGACAAGCCCCCAGCCAAAGCGACGAGUCCGACGACGCGCAAGACUUCCAAGCCGUCCAUUUACUCGAUUCGGACGACGAUGACAUCCACAACGCCAAGGUAGACGAUGGCGCAGAUUCGGGGCUCGACGCCAGCUCCAAUGGCUCGUCAUCGGAAACUGAAGACGAAAGACCAAAGGCAACAAGAACAAAGGCUUCGCGGCCGCAGCCGAUAGCGAGGGACGUACCUGCAAAUAAUCUCGCCAAAGACGCCCCGGCCUCGAAAUCAAAAUCUACUUGGGACGACGAAGAUCAGAGCGAGGACGAGGACGAGGAGGGCGACAACGACGAGUAUUCCGACCUAGACGACGAGGCCAGCUCCGACGAAGCAGGCUCGCACGCCGGAGAGGACGCGCAGGGCCACAAAUCCACAAACCCCAACCGCAUAUCAAGGUCCAAGCGCAACGACCCGGAGGCCUUCGCGACGUCCAUGACCAAGAUCCUGGGGACCAAGAUCUCGGGCAAGAACCGGGCGGACCCGGUGCUGGCGCGGAGCGCGGACGCGCGCGAGCGGGUGCGGCAGGUGCUGGACGAGGACCUGGACCGCAAGGCGCGGCGCAAGAUGCGCGAGCAGAAGCAGCGGGCGAUGGAGAAGGGCCGGGUGCGGGACGUGCUGGUGGCGACCAACGGCACCUUCACCAACGUCAACCCCGUGACGGGCAGGGUGAUCAGCGACACGGACGGCGAGACGACGGCCGAGGUCCUGGCGACGGAGCGGAGGCUGCGCAAGACGGCGCAGAAGGGUGUGGUGCAGCUGUUCAACGCGUUCCGCACGGCGCAGGUCAAGGCUGCCGAGGCGGAGCGGGUGGCGCGGAAGCAGGGGGUCAUUGGCAUGGACAAUAAGAAGGACAAGGUCACCGAGAUGAGCAAGAAGGGCUUCUUGGAUCUGAUUGCCUCCGGGGGCGGAGGGCUGAAGAAGGGUCCCAUGGAGGAGGCUUGA
Messenger RNA from Diaporthe amygdali, 1071 nucleotides. RefSeq lists its product as uncharacterized. Gene Ontology annotation, biological process: maturation of LSU-rRNA; maturation of 5.8S rRNA. Gene Ontology annotation, cellular component: preribosome, large subunit precursor. The record is from RefSeq and is a predicted model, not a curated record. The transcript has a single exon. Lineage: Eukaryota; Fungi; Ascomycota; Sordariomycetes; Diaporthales; Diaporthaceae. The coding region runs from base 1 to 1071 and encodes 356 amino acids.